CUGGGUGGCAGCGUAUCUGGUCACUGUGACUCCGUUUUCGGUUACGAUUACCUCCUCUGCUUGUUUGUGUCUCGACUGGUUUCUUCCUCUGGAAACUGGACUGGCAUCGGCGCGUCAGUCGUCGGCGGAGGACCAUAUCCAAUAGCAGAGACCGACAAGUGGCGGUAAAUAACGGCGUCAACGUGAGGUGGCGUGUGGGUGAUGAGAACAUGUGGCGUGGUCGAGAGGCAUCUGGAUCGCACCUCUCUUGCAAGCAAAGCGACGAAGCCUGGUGAUUCGCCCGACCAAGGCAACCCUUCCACUGGAUCUUUUUCUCCCGGCUUCCUUUUUCGCGUCUCGAUCUCCAUACUUGUUUGUCUCUUUCAUUCCCAAUUCCUUCGGACAACGGGAAUUAAAGGGCUGUGAUGAAGCUUGGCGGAACCGGAAACUACAAGCAAUGGAGAUGUUUUGAGUCGAUUGGUGGUUUUGUGAGGAACUGCGAUGGGGAAAUGGGAGGAUCGUAGAUUUUUCCCGCUAACGAGCUUGCAGAUCGGGGAUCUUCAGUCCUAUCUAUCUCAUUUGACUCUUUUUUUGGCUAUAAGAAGUGAGAAAUUCUAUAUCCUUGUCGAUAAUCGUCCAUGGGUGAUCCACCAGGACUCACGAGCUACUCACUUGUGGCAGUUAAUGGUUACCAAGUCUAGGCUAUCUCCUUUUGCAAACACAAGAUCUGCUAGAGUCACAGGAAGUGAUAUGGGGAAGAUUUUAAGAUUUACCAAAAGCUCUAGGUCUGUUUCCUUCAGAAGAAACAGAUUACGUAAUUGGUUCUCCUUGAUUGAUGCUGCUCGCAAUUAUAAGAAAAAUUUGCACCAUGUCAAGAAGCUGAAAGACUCUUUCCUUUUGAGUAAUGAUUUGCAUUGUCCAUUGUAUGGAUGCAUUGUUUUUGAAGUAGAAUGGAAGUAUGUGCGUGGCAUCAACUACAUCAAUGAACUGCAGACUGAUACAUCCUUAGCAUUGGAAGUUAAAUUGAUGAAAAGGUGGGAAUUUGAUAGUAUUGAACAGGCUUCUAGCUGCAUUUAUCUAUGGUUUACAGGUAUAUGCGAUGAGUGCUAUCUCCUGCAAGAUUAUCUAGAAAGUAUCUCCAGCAAAGAUGUGUUUUACGAUGCUCAGGAAGAUAUUUCAUCCUCUUGUGAGGCCAGUGAAAAGUUGUUCACUGCUGUUGAGUCUCACGAGGAAAAACAUUGUUGCAUGCAUUCCAACUCUUCGUGUUCUCCUAGAAGAAUGGAAGAUUUAGAUUUACCUUUCACACCACCUGCUUCUGGCCCUUACAAACGAAGAAAGAUAAUAAAAUCAAGCAUGUUCAUUGAUGUGGAUGGACUUUCUGAGGAAGCAUACAGUGAAGUUGUUAGAUCCCCAUCAAAUUCAGUAUCCUCACCUUCUUUGAGUGGUAGUGAAAGUGAUGAUGGGUGUUUGGUUUAUGAGGCUACCACAUACAAGGAUGUACUCCUUUUAUUCAGAUUUGACGAUCAUGAUCUCCCAUUUAAGCUCAAGGAAAUAAUUAUGUCUGACCUGAGGCUACUUACAUUAUUGGAGUAUGGACUUCCUUCUUGGGUCAUUUUUCUUCAAUCCUACCCAGUCUUUUGUCAAAUAUAUCGUCCAUGGAUGUGCCCUUUAGCCAGGGCUUUUUACAUUUUGAUAUCUAUAAUCACUGUGCUCAUAGGAUUCUAUGACCUUUAUAAGAAUGUUCCUAUACUGAAGGCAACUGCUGCAAGCUUAUUUGGUCCCUUCUUUAACUGGAUAGAAUCAUGGGAAAUGGUUUCAAGAAUCAGAUACCUGGGAACUAUGCUUUUUCUUCAUAACUUUGAGAAAGCUUUGAUGUGGUUCCUAAUGGUUGCACGUGCUACAAAGCCAUUGUUUUCAGUGUUGACGAAGCCAAUUGCUGGUCCUAUCAUGGAACUUUUUGAAUUGAUUUGUCCUAUAUGGAAUGCAUGCUUUUCUACUUUGGAGAGCCUCAUCUGGGUUAUUUGGAAUGCGCUAUCAUCUUCAUGCAACGUGGUUUCAAGUAUAUUGGAAAUUAUCAUUUGGCCUUUCUGGUUUGCCUUUUCAACUUUAUGGAGUGUAGUGGCAUAUGUAAUAUACCCAGUUGUUUGGCUGCUUUUGGAGAUAGUCAGUGCUCCUGUUCGUUUGAUUGCUUCAUUGAUUAGUUUCCUUGGAAUGUUCUUCAUCAAUGUCUAUUAUCUACUGCAAGGAACCUGGUCAGCUAUUGGGGCUUUGUUUCAGAUUGCAUCUCCAUCUGAAGCAACAGCAGUUGCCUAUGAAGUUACGAUUUGGCGGUCACUUUGGAAUGAUUUAUUUUCCAAGGUAUUCCGUGCAAUUCGAAGCAUUUUUUAUGGUUUUGUUGCAUUUUUCACAGCGUGCAAUAGGCAUAGGUUAAGCAUCUACAAUCACAUCUUGGUGCUUCUCCGUCGCUUCUCUCAUGUCAUCCACCCUUGGAGACUUUCCAAGUCUGACCAUGGAAGGCAGAAAGAAAGAAAUCAAAGCCCUGUUCAAGAAAGGGAUAGACCAAUACCUAAAUCUGGCUCGCAAACACCGGAGAAACUACGAAGAAGGCACGCAAGGAGACUAACCUCCACAUCAUAGAACUUUGGAUUGUACAAGAAGUGUAAAUUCCUUGAUUCUUGUUUCUUUUUCUCUUGGAGAAGCUGGAUACUGAUCUCUUUCCCUUUUCUUUUGGGGUUAGGAGAGGGAGAGGGAGAGGGAGAGGAGCUGUAGGUAUUCCGACUGGAUAGAAGAUCUAACUAUAGGCUGUGUUAGGAACAUUAGCGUAGAAGAAGAGUAAAUUGGCUUUGUUGCUGACUUCAA
Molecule: messenger RNA, 2838 nt
Organism: Zingiber officinale
Lineage: Eukaryota; Viridiplantae; Streptophyta; Magnoliopsida; Zingiberales; Zingiberaceae
Exons: 11
Coding region: 481-2616 (711 amino acids)
Source: RefSeq, a predicted model, not a curated record